AUGCCAUCAUCUACAUCAACAGUCCUCCUCUACUUCCUCGCAAUAUGGAUCCCCUUCCUCCCCGUCGCCAUGAAGCGCGGUUGCGCCGCCGACCUCUUCAUCAACAUCGCACUCUGCAUUCUCGGCUGGAUCCCCGGUGUGAUUCACGCAUGGUAUAUAAUUAGUCAGACGGAGAAGGUUCCUGUGGCUUGA
This is a messenger RNA of Alternaria incomplexa, 192 nucleotides long. RefSeq lists its product as uncharacterized. The record is from RefSeq and is a predicted model, not a curated record. The coding region runs from base 1 to 192 and encodes 63 amino acids. The transcript is spliced from 2 exons. NCBI's taxonomy places the organism in Eukaryota, Fungi, Ascomycota, Dothideomycetes, Pleosporales, Pleosporaceae. Gene Ontology annotation, cellular component: membrane.